AUGGGCUACAGAGGGCGUGAGUUGAUGGUGAACAUAGGUAAAGUGGCUGCGCAAUCUGGCGGAUCUUUCGGCAUAUUUUUAUUGGUUGCACAGCUUUUGAGGUGCUAG
This is a messenger RNA of Enterobius vermicularis (human pinworm), 108 nucleotides long. The record is from the annotation of a GenBank genome assembly. NCBI's taxonomy places the organism in Eukaryota, Metazoa, Nematoda, Chromadorea, Rhabditida, Oxyuridae.